Molecule: messenger RNA, 656 nt
Organism: Didymella exigua CBS 183.55
Lineage: Eukaryota; Fungi; Ascomycota; Dothideomycetes; Pleosporales; Didymellaceae
Exons: 1
Coding region: 155-613 (152 amino acids)
Source: RefSeq, a predicted model, not a curated record
CAGCGGCUACGUCUGCCGCGACAUCUCACCCCGAGUCCCCCUUUGUUCGACGCAGCUUGUUGUGUGCAGCUGCCUUUGUGCUUAGGUAUGGUACUGUUGGCUGACAACAUUGUUCGCUCGUCUAGUACAGUAUCUCGAGAAAAAGGGGCUUCCGAUGAAAUUCCAAGCUUUCUUCUUGGGCGAAGUAGUACUACAAGACACUACCAAAUACACCGAAGCUUACUUCAAAGCUGGCAUAAACGACUACAUGCAGGCGGCAAACGAAGAGACCGUCCGCCUGAUCUCAUCUACUUCCUCGCAGACCACCUCGCGUGGCAACAUCUUUGGACGCUGGGGUAGGCGGGUGUCUAUUACACCAACCACAGACUCCUCUACUAUGUCCGUACCUGUCCAUCUGGUCGCUUCGUCGAUGACGAUUGCGGCUCUGCCCGGUCUUCGUGAACGAUGUGAGGACUUCAAAAUACAGUCUAACAUGAUCUGCAAAAGGGUCGCGCGCAUUGCGGACUUGGAAGCAGAGAACAAGAAGCUGUAUGUCCAGCUUUCAAUCGAGGACGAUUUGGGUAAAGAUGAUGUGUCAGACGGGAAGGACUGUGUACAUGGUAUUGCCCUGUAGUUAGUCUCAGUCCUAGAUUCAUUAGACGUACCAAACUUGUCAU